This is a messenger RNA of Ochotona curzoniae (black-lipped pika), 4354 nucleotides long. It is a transcript of the gene SYT11, whose product is annotated as synaptotagmin 11. Gene Ontology annotation, cellular component: axon; synapse; membrane. The coding region runs from base 189 to 1484 and encodes 431 amino acids. The record is from RefSeq and is a predicted model, not a curated record. NCBI's taxonomy places the organism in Eukaryota, Metazoa, Chordata, Mammalia, Lagomorpha, Ochotonidae. The transcript has 4 exons. Gene Ontology annotation, molecular function: calcium-dependent phospholipid binding; SNARE binding; phosphatidylserine binding. Gene Ontology annotation, biological process: calcium-ion regulated exocytosis; regulation of calcium ion-dependent exocytosis; regulation of dopamine secretion.
UCCCUGGAGCAUCUGGAGAGGCAAGCGCUGCUGGCCACCCGGACUGGACCGUCGCAGCAGGCGGCUGCCACAUAACCUUCCCCAUCCCCCGACCCCACAGCUCUACGGAGGCGGCCUCGGUGCUGACCGACGACUCCCAGGGUCUGGCCAUUGCAGAAGCUUUUCUAGCAGCAACCUCUGACUACGACAUGGCUGAGAUCACCAAUAUCCGACCUAGCUUUGAUGUGUCACCGGUGGUGGCUGGCCUCAUUGGGGCCUCUGUGCUGGUGGUGUGUGUUUCAGUGACUGUCUUUGUCUGGACGUGCUGCCACCAACAGGCAGAGAAGAAGCACAAGAACCCACCGUACAAGUUCAUUCACAUGCUCAAAGGCAUCAGCAUAUACCCUGAGACCCUCAGCAACAAGAAGAAAAUCAUCAAAGUGCGAAGAGAAAAAGAUGGCCCUGGAAGGGAAGGUGGCCGUGGGAAUCUGUUGGUGGAUGCGGCAGAGGCCGGCCUGCUAGGUAGAGCCGAGGGUCCCAGUGGGCCCAGCUCUGCCUCUUGUAUAGACCACUUACCUAUCAAAACAGACUAUGGGGAAGAACUGAGAAGUCCCCUUACAAGCCUGACCCCUGGGGAGAGCAAAACCACAUCUCCGUCAUCUCCAGAGGAGGAUGUCACACUAGGGUCCCUCACCUUCUCAGUGGACUACAACUUCCCGAAAAAAGCCCUGGUGGUAACAAUCCAGGAAGCCCAUGGACUGCCAGUGAUGGAUGACCAGACCCAGGGCUCUGACCCCUACAUCAAAAUGACCAUCCUGCCUGACAAACGGCACCGGGUGAAGACCAGAGUGCUGCGCAAGACCCUGGACCCCGUGUUUGAUGAGACCUUCACCUUCUACGGCAUCCCCUACAGCCAGCUGCAGGACCUGGUACUGCACUUCCUCGUCCUCAGCUUUGACCGCUUCUCCCGGGAUGAUGUCAUUGGGGAGGUCAUGGUGCCAUUGGCUGGGGUGGACCCCAGCACGGGCAAGGUACAGCUGACCAGGGACAUCAUCAAGAGGAACAUCCAGAAGUGCAUUAGCAGAGGGGAGCUCCAGGUGUCUCUGUCCUAUCAGCCGGUGGCACAGAGAAUGACAGUGGUGGUCCUCAAAGCCAGACACCUGCCGAAGAUGGACAUCACCGGUCUCUCAGGUAAUCCGUAUGUCAAGGUGAACGUCUACUACGGCAGAAAGCGCAUCGCCAAGAAGAAAACCCACGUGAAGAAGUGCACUUUGAACCCCGUCUUCAAUGAGUCCUUCAUCUACGAUAUCCCCACCGACCUCCUGCCUGAGAUCAGCAUCGAGUUCCUUGUCAUCGACUUCGAUCGCACCACCAAGAACGAGGUGGUGGGCAGGCUGAUCCUGGGGGCACACAGUGUCACGGCCUGUGGCGCUGAACACUGGAGGGAGGUGUGCGAGAGCCCGCGCAAGCCUGUGGCCAAGUGGCACAGUCUGAGCGAGUACUAACCCUGGUCCUCUCAUUGCUAACCACUCCCACCCCACCCCGGGGGGCCAGGCUGGGGAGGGACGUGGCAGAGAUGAGGUGACAGCGAAGCGGACUCCAAAACCUCAUUUUAGUUGUAGAAGAAAAUUUCUUAACAAAACACACCCCUACAAAGAACCUCCCACCCACAGGACCUCAGCUGCAGAUCAGCUCUUAGCAAUGAUAUUUUUUUUUUCUCCUUUGCAAAGCAUUUAGAAAUUCUUCUUUAAAAAAUGGGGGGGGGGACACAAGGAGAGGAAGUGACCUCUACCAGUCUAUAUAUAACAAUGUAACCUUAUGCUUGCAUGUUGUAAUACAAACUCAAGAAAUUAGCCUAACUGCCAAUGUCAAGUUGCAGAUUUUAAUCCAUGAAAACUGUGUUCUGUGCCGAAUUGUAUUUGCUAAUCACUUGAAAUUGGCCUCAUUAAAAAAAAAGAAAGAAAGAAAGAAAGAAAGAAGAGCAAAAGCAAAAACUGGGCUUCUCUGGAGAAUUACUCCCACUCCCCACCUUGGUUGAAGAAAACUUCGUCCUUAUCCAACCUGGUUUUCAUCACUCCCAUCUGUUCUCCCUUUUAUCCCUGACUGAGUUCGAGGUCCAGAGGUCUGCAGUAAGGAAAGAGACAGAAGUCAGAUGGACAAGGCAGGGUGUGAGGGAGAAGGAGUUCUUGAGAAACAGGACACUUGAACUGGCAGCCUUCUUGCCACACAGCAGCCAAGACUUAGUGAAUAGAACGUGGAGUUGCCAGAGCAGAUACUUCUCUAAGAGGAGUUUUGGAAACUCCAGAUUCAGCUGUAAGACGGCACUGAUGAACACAUUCUACUGAUUCCAGGUGCUGUUGGCAGGGGUGAGAACAAGGAGAGAAAGGAGACAAUGACCAGCCCCCCUUGGUCGCUGUUCUUGGGCAUGAGCCAUUUCUUGGCAGGUGAAUUGGAAGUCACCAAGAGGCUGAAGCAUCCCACUGGCCAUUGAACACGCUAAACCCCACAGAACUGCAGAGUUUCUUUGGGUGGCUGAGAUGUGGGAAUGAGUUGGUGGUCUUGCUUCCUAAGGAUAAUUUCCUGGAAGUUUUCAAUAAUGCCUCUUCUCACACACACACAGUGACUAAUUGGGUACUAAGGGAACUUGAAUGCUUUCUGGAUAGCCUUUUCCUCCAAACCGGAGUGUGUAGUUCUUGCAACUGAGAAAGCUCCGGCCCCUGGUGGUAGGAGGCAUGGCGAAGCAGUGUGCCCUCCUCUUCAGUGCCUGGGUUGCUCAGGUGCAGAGAGAUUCUACUUGCUGCUGCUGUUAGGAUGCUGGUCUCCUGCGCCUGGUAGGGCCUUGUCUCCCAUGUUGAGGCCGUUCAGAUGACAGAGGCAAAUAAGCUUCAUCCAGGACCUGACUGGUGACUAGGAUGGAAGAGUGAUGGCGGUCUUGCCUCUGGAGUUCCCCUAACACUUGUCAUGCAAAACCCAUCUGCUCCCCCCACGCCCCUACUCCUAGUCCUUCUGGGGUUUUGUUGUUGUUUGAAGCCAGAUUUCUUGACAAUGCAGGAUAGUUCCGGGCGGGCACAAAACCUGCUGUCUGGGUCUGUCCCCGUCUGCCCUUUAUCUCCCAGAAUGCAGCUCACCAUCUCACCACCAGCCCUGCGCGCAGCCCCUAGGCUCUGUCCUGGAACCCAUGGGAUGUAAAUACUGUAUCAUACGUAGCAGAAAAGCAUUUUUUUUUUCUUUUGGUUUCCUAAGAACUGCAGUUUGAGAUGGUUGUGAUGUGAAUCUGACAGGAGAUUCUGAAGCCCCCUUGGGAAGUGGUUGCCACAGCUCCUCUUCAUCGCCUUAAUGUUGAAAGAUCAGAAAUGCUGGAGCAGCCUGCCUGGGUUUCCUUUCCCAGAAACAAUGCCAAGCAACAGGUGCAGAUGCUCCCUCUGGUCUUUGCCCUGUUCCGUGUGCCUCUGUAGUUCCUGCUGACCCAAAUCAGGGGGUGGAGGGUGGGGGAACAGCCUCACCUCGCUGCCCUCUCUCCCCUUCUCCUGGUAGCUUUAUUCCUUGCAUUCUUUGGGUCUGCUGAGCCAGGGGUGGUGGGGUGAGGUAGCAGGGGUCCUGUAGCCGAGGAGCCUAUUCAGUCUUUGCCAGAAAAAAAAAAAAAGUACAGGGUUCCUCCCUCCUACCUCAGGCCUGAUCUAUCACACCCUGGACUUUGCUGUCCCCAGUUUCUUAUCUGACUUUGGCUUCUGACGUGUGUGCUUUCCAGCGAUAACUGGUCAGCGGAGGAGGAGGGAGAGUGCCCUCUCCUAAGGAUCUGUUUAGAAGACAAGAGAGUCACAGCCUAGCUUUUGCACAAGGCACUUGUGGUCAGGAAUAUAGGUUAGGGAAUGAUCACUUCUGAUUUUCCAAGAGUCAGUCCUUCUUUGCAGAGGUCUCAGCUCCUUUGUCUCCCUGCGUGAUACUGCUUCCGGGGCACAGCUGAGAUGUGUGCGUCUCCAAACCAUAUGCUAGAGGGGACAGCGGCUCAGCGCAGGAGGGAGGAUAGGAUGGGGCAGGGUCGGGGGGCUUGCUCAGGAAAGGGGGGAAUGAGGCCGGUCGUUGUUUGUUUUCCAGGAAGGCUUUUACUAUGGCCGUGACCGUGACAUUGCCCCUCACCUUGAUCCCUCUCUGAAGUGGUCGUCUUUCUUUCCCUUAUGUCUUCUCUUGUAAAAAAUGAAAUUCAAAAUAAAUAAAUAAAUGUGUCAAAUUAAAAGAAAAACUCGAAAAAAAAAAAGCUAACAUGAAUCGUGUGAAAUUGCAUAACGCUGUAACGCUAACCUACAAUAUGUAAUGCUAUCUUGUAUGUUGAAUUUGUUAACGCACCACACAAGUGCAAAAUAAAGACUGAUUCACA